This is a messenger RNA of Ailuropoda melanoleuca (giant panda), 3826 nucleotides long. It is a transcript of the gene SHPK, whose product is annotated as sedoheptulokinase. Gene Ontology annotation, molecular function: sedoheptulokinase activity. Bases 91 to 1524 code for a protein of 477 amino acids. Gene Ontology annotation, biological process: cellular response to lipopolysaccharide; phosphorylation; glycerol metabolic process. Gene Ontology annotation, cellular component: cytosol. The transcript is spliced from 7 exons. The record is from RefSeq and is a predicted model, not a curated record. Lineage: Eukaryota; Metazoa; Chordata; Mammalia; Carnivora; Ursidae.
UUGGCCCCGCCUCGGCGCCCAGAACCCGCGUGGAGAGUGCAGGAGGGGGCGCUACUGCCCCAGACGUCAGCUGCGCGGCUCUCUGAGGCAAUGGCUGCGCGGGUGGUCGCUCUCGGUAUCGACCUGGGCACUACGUCUGUGAAGGCGGCCUUGGUGGAGGCGGUGCCCGGAGACCCAACCGGGUUUGUGGUCCUGGCGAGCUGUGCCCGGGCUGCGCGGGCCGAGGCGGCCCAGAGCGCGGCGGCAGGGCCCCAGGGGCAGGAGCAGGAUGUGAGCAGAAUCAUCCAAGCCCUAAAUGAGUGCCUUGCUGCCCUUCCUCGGCAGCUGCUCCAGGAAGUCUGUGGCAUUGGAGUGUCAGGACAAAUGCAUGGAGUCAUGUUUUGGAAAACAGGCCAAGGCUGUGAAUGGACAAAGGAAGGGACCUCUCCUGUAUUUGAGCCUGGAGCCGUGAGCCACCUGGUCACCUGGCAGGAUGGCCGGUGUAGCAGUGAGUUCCUGGCUUCUUUGCCCCAGCCAGAAUCCCAUCUCAGUGUGGCCUCAGGGUUUGGCUGUGCAACCAUCUUCUGGCUUUUGAAGAAUAGCCCAGAGUUCCUGAAGUCCUACGAUGCUGCUGGCACCAUCCAUGACUAUGUGGUUGCCAUGCUGUGUGGCUUGCCAAGAUCCCUGAUGUGCGACCAGAAUGCUGCUAGUUGGGGAUAUUUCAACACUCAGAGCCAAAGCUGGAACUUGGAGAUAUUGAGGGCCUCAGGCUUUCCGGUCCACGUGCUCCCAGACAUUGCGGAGGCGGGCAGUGUGGCAGGCAGAACUUCCCGUGCCUGGUUUGAAAUCCCAAAGGGGACACAGGUGGGCGUGGCCUUGGGUGAUUUACAGGCCUCUGUGUAUUCCUGUAUGGCGGAAAGGACGGAUGCAGUUCUCAACAUCAGCACCUCAGUUCAGUUGGCAACCUCCAUGCCUUCAGGAUUCCAGCCAGCGCAGACUCCAGACCCUGCGGCUCCGAUCAGCUACUUCCCAUACUUUGACAGGAGCUACCUAGCAGUGGCAGCGUCACUCAAUGGGGGCAACGUGCUGGCCACAUUUGUCCACAUGCUGGUACAGUGGAUGGCGGAUCUAGGUCUAGAGGUCGAAGAAUCCACUGUGUAUUCAUGCAUGAUCCAGGCAGCUGCACAGCAAAGAGACACCUGCCUAACUAUCACUCCAACGGUGUUGGGCGAGAGGCACCUGCCGGACCAGCUGGCCUCAGUGACCAGAAUCUCCUCCUCUGCUCUCUCCCUGGGGCACGUGACCCGGGCCCUGUGCCGAGGCAUUGUUCAAAACCUGCACUCCAUGCUUCCAUUUCAACAGCUCAAGGAGUGGGGUGUGGAGCGGGUGAUUGGCAGUGGGAGUGCACUGUCCAGGAAUGAGGUGCUGAAGCAGGAGGUGCAGAGGGCUUUCCCCUUCCCAGUGUCCUUUGGGCAGGAUGUGGAUGCAGCUGUGGGGGCAGCUCUGGUCAUGCUCCAGAGAAAUCUUAACCAGAGGGUGUCUUAGUGCAUCCUUUGGCCAAAGGACUGUUGCAGAUUUUACCUAACUAACAUUCCUGACAUGACCUUGGGGUCCUCCUUUUCCUGGAUAGUUUUGUGGGCAGAUUUUAAGCAAAGCAUGUUUUCAAGGCACCAUCUUGACCAAGAACCUACUUUCAUACUCUAAUAAUGCAGCUAGGACUCAUCAACUGGAUCCCAAAUUAGUGCUUUCCAAGAGACUCACUUGGGAAUUGGUUGCAGAUGUAAAUGUGGAAAAAAGAGAGAGGGGAAAAGAAAGAAAAGGAACAGUAGCCCAGCAUCGUGGUCAGCAGGCUUCUCUGUGAUUCAUCUGUAGGCAAAGAGAAAAUAAAUGUGGACUUCAGACACCAAAAAGUCUCCAAGUAAGAAAAGACCCCCCCGCCUCCUGCCGCCCUGCUCCAGCUUUUGGAAUGAUUGUGUUUUGGGACAUGAAGCCCAGACUUGGGUCACAUGCACUGUUGGAGAAGUCCUUCCCUACUGGAUUGUACUAUGUGUCCCUGAGGUCCUUUCCCAUUCUUGUUCUCCCUUGGCCACAGCUGGCUAGCUGAGGCAGGGCAUGACCCAAGAAAGUAGAGCAGACUGACUGAGACGAAGAUACAGGGGUCUGUGCUGGCCUUCUCACCAUGUGCUUCCCUUUCCAACAAGAGCCUCCCGCACUGGAACUUCUCCAAAUCCUUAACACAACUGGCUUGAAGGCACAGAACAGGGAAGCAAGGUUGGGUAGCAUGACCAGUGAGGGAGACAGAUGCUGCGUGGCCCCACCAUUCAGGCACUUUGUUCCCAAGAGUCUGACCAGGCACCAGUAGGACCCUUUUUCAGGGGUGUGCCUGGGCAGCAGUGUGUUUUUGCCCCUGUACAUUCUUGGUAACCUUCCCACGGGAAGGGAUGUGGCUGGGCAUGCCCCUGUCAGAGAGGGUGGCCAAUUAAUCAGAGAGAACCCCUUAUCCUGUGGGUCCUAGCUUUUCUUUCUCUUGGUGUAGGCCUUGCUGGGCCGCUGUGUGUUCCUGGCUUGCAGAAACGUCCCCUGGAGUCAGCAUCCCUGCCGGGAUCCCAGAGCAUCUUAAACCUUCCUGUAGUUGGUAGGUGUGACCAUGGCAUGGCUUCCAGGAGAAAGCCAUCAUUGGUGCAUCUAAUUCCAGACUCCCAAGAGUGAUCCUAAGGCCUGACUCUGAGGCACCUGGGCAACUAUGAGUCUGGGGAGCAGUCAUGUUGUCUGUUUGUAAAUGUCACUUUGUGAAUUAUGUGAUUGUCUGAAGCUCUUAGGUUAAUCUGCCUGGCCAUGCUGAGUGGAUUUUAGAUACUAAAGCUCAUUCUUCCAGAGCCUUACACCUUUAAUAAGACACACCUGUCUUCGUUGGGAUUAUUGUAAAUUAUGGCACAGCUGCAGAUGAUCAUAGCCCUGAGGGUCAUUUGUAGGUUAUACUAUAGAAAACCCCUGCCUCUCCCACAGUUCUACCGGGACAGGUGGCUGAAGAUCACUCAGGAAAGUCAUGUGAGUUUUCUCUCAGCUAAAAUGAGCCGACACAGGCGUUUGAGGAAGAAGUUACCAUGGGAUAGGCCGAAGGGUAACAGCUCUGUCCGUCAGGAGGAACUGGCCCUCUGACUUCAGGGAGGCAACCUGUCUUGCAUUCUCAGAGUGCUGUGGAUAGAGUCUAUAAAUGUAAGAUUAGGACCUGGAUGCAAGGCCAGGAAGCCCAGCCCGGUGCCCAGCAUGGUGCUGGAACUCUCUGUUCCCUUUCCACGUGUUGACUCUAUCUCUGAGGGCUGAGCCUUGCGCCGUUCAAGCUUGUCAGCUCAGAGCUGUGCUGCUGUUGUUACUGCACAUGGCCUGGAGCCUCUGCAGGGGGGUUGAGCACAGCUCCCAGGGCCUCAUUUCUUCAGCCUGAAGUCACAAAGCAGUCACUGCUUUUGCAGUGGUAUGGGGAAGGUACUAGUAAGUGAUACCAGCAUGAUCCUCACGUGAGGAACUGGCCUUAAGGACUGUUUGCCUGUGUCCUGAUCUUACAGGCACUUGGUAGGCUUGUGCUUUCCCACCUGAUUUGCUUUGGCCAGUAAAACGUGACCAGAAGCAUGCCGCUUGUUCUGUGCCUUCAAGCCAGUUGUGUAGGCCUUUAGGAGCCAGUGCGUGAUUUGUCACAUUCCCUUCCUUUUGCCACCAGUGACUGGUAGUGUCCUAGAGAAAGGCUCUGUCAGCUUGGGUUCCAUGAUGGGACAGUGUGGUAUAGAACCCUCACCAAUGAAUGAACAACAUGCAGUGUUACUAAGAAAUAAACCUUUGAUGUUUGAAACCA